AUGCAUCUCUACGGUCGCAUAUGGCACAUUUUGAAAUCCGGGAGAAGCAGCCAAGGAGGUCAUGCUUUUAUCGCCAAUGCUGGCAUUUCUGGAGGAUCUAUACUAGAUAUCGCCUUCCCGAAAGACUUACCAGAAGAUGCCGACCUAGUUCAGCCUGGCACACGUGAAGUCGACGUCAAUUUGACUGGCACAUACUACACAACAGUGCUUGCUCUCCACUAUUUUAAGAAGACGCAUGAUACCUCGGACGGUUUCAAGAAACACCUCGUCCUCAUGAGUUCUUGGCGGGAUAUUGCGAAGACACUCUCGCAUCAACGUACAUGGCUGGCAAGUUCGGUGUGCGUGGAUUGUGAAAGUCUAUCAGAUACCAAGAAGAUGCUCUCGGAUUCCCAUUCCGCACACAACUGA
Aureobasidium subglaciale EXF-2481 is the source of this 408-nucleotide messenger RNA. RefSeq lists its product as uncharacterized. Lineage: Eukaryota; Fungi; Ascomycota; Dothideomycetes; Dothideales; Saccotheciaceae. The transcript has a single exon. Bases 1 to 408 code for a protein of 135 amino acids. The record is from RefSeq and is a predicted model, not a curated record.